Molecule: messenger RNA, 1911 nt
Organism: Metarhizium robertsii ARSEF 23
Lineage: Eukaryota; Fungi; Ascomycota; Sordariomycetes; Hypocreales; Clavicipitaceae
Product: zinc finger domain-containing protein
Exons: 3
Coding region: 1-1911 (636 amino acids)
Source: RefSeq, a predicted model, not a curated record
AUGUCUCAGCGUGACCCCGUCUCCGUCAUCAAAACCAACAGUACUAGUGCGAACCUAUUGGUUUUUCACCCUCAUUUCGCUGCCGACGUCGACACCGGCCGUAAACCACGUUGCACAACCAAUGUCGCUUCGCUCGACUUGAGCCCCGAUGACUACGACCGGUCGCCCUCGCCGAUUGUCGAUGCGAGCACCCAUCCGUCCAUCUGCCCGUUGCCCAUCGCCCGACAGUCCGGCUGUUCCGACCUUCAACGCCAGCCUCUUGAACCUGCAUUUGCCCGUGACAUUUUCUGGCGGCGACAAGGUGGAAAUCACCCACUAAACGUACGAAUGGCCAUGGCCGACUGCUUGGCUGCCAGCCUUUAUGGCGGUUCUUGGUUGACGCUGCUCGUCAUGUUUUUUGCCAUGUCGGCGGUUUCUGCGCAGGGUGACAUCACCGUUGUUACGUCCGCUCAGAAGGAUGUCCCAGAUUGGGCGAACCCGAGCGCCCUCAAUAUGGCCAUCACGCUUCAGCCUGGGGGGAAGCCUUCAUCGUCGAUGUACACUGUGAUUCCCUUGACGGCGAGCGUGGGGCUCAAUGGAACUGGUGUGAUCCGUGGGACUAUCAAUAUCAUGGGCCACCUCAAGGCAGCCAAUGUUUCUUCCUACAACGACUUGUCCGGCGGUGACACCAUCGCCUUCUUAUCCUGCGACAAGCCUGCUUCAGACGGAUUCAUUGAUCCCGAUAAGAUGCUCAGCAGACUGAUGAAGGCGUCUUUAAAGGCAAUCAUCCUCUAUACCAUUGAUCAAAACAUCUGUCUCAUCUCAAACGAGGACACUCUGCCCUAUACAAGCAUCUUGUCCAUGGCCGACUCUGGCGAGGCGGGAGGAGUCCUGUCGUAUUUGAACGGUACGCAGCCGGUAACGAGUGCUGAUGCCCAGAUAUCUGGCAAGGCCGGGCAGCCAAACCCCAACUCUGGAUCAGGCGAUGGCGGGGGAAGCAAUUCGGCAGUUGCUAUGAGCAUUUUGUAUAGCAUCACUGGUAUCAUCACCUUGCUAUUCUUGGUCAUCAUCGCCACGGGUGCCAUUCGUGCGCAUCGAUAUCCUGAAAGAUACGGGCCGCGCGGAGGACUUGGUGGACGACCUCGUCAAAGCAGGGCAAAAGGCUUGGCUCGUGCUGUGCUGGACACAAUUCCGAUUGUCAAAUUCGGGAACCAAGAACCUGCAAAACCUGAUCCAGAACUUGAGCUUGACGGUACUAUGGCAGAUGGACACGAAACGACAUCUCACAGAGCCGUGACCAAUACCGGGGAGAGCGAGCCGCCGGAAGCCAAGACUGCUGCUGCUGCUGCCGCCGCCCUCGCGGAUAAGAAAGAUAAAAGUGGGCAAUCCUCGUCGGAGCAGGCUUCAAAAGCGCCUGACGCAGCUUCUGCUCAUGCUGAAAAUGAAGAAGGGGACGAGCACAUUGGCUGCUCUAUCUGCACAGAAGACUUUACGGUUGGCGAGGAUGUGCGAGUAUUGCCUUGCAACCAUCAGUUCCACCCCCAUUGUGUUGAUCCCUGGCUUGUCAACGUUUCUGGAACGUGUCCCCUGUGCCGUUUGGAUCUUCGCCCUGGCCGGCAGAGUCCCAACGACCAGUCCUCGUCUAAUCCAGAAGAAAAUCUGGCGCCUCCCUUGGUUUUGGAAGGAGACGAUGGCGACAGCUCUCAUGCAACUCACAGUAAUCGACUCAGUCGUCUGUUGGAUGUUAAUAGAUUACGGCAGGCCGGUGUGGAAGAGCGGAUAGCUGCCCUUCGACAGAUGCGAGCCCACUCUGCAAACCACGAAACUCGAGAGCCGGAGACUGUGGAGGACAGACCACAAGCUUCUCGGUUGACGGACAAGCUCAAGGACAAAUUCCGUAUACGAACGAGAUCUCAGUCCGCGAACCCAUGA